AUACAGCAGCUGGAGAGUGAUACGGCAGCUUUGCGCGAGGACUUGACAAACCUCUUCUCCAGGCUGGCCAAGGCAUGUGCUUCCAUCGACGAGAAGAACUCCCAGGCGAUGGACCUCAUGUUCGUCCAGGCGACCACCGAGACGCUGGAAGACUUGACAGGCCGUCUGGAGCAGUUGGAACUGGCCCGAGAGGAGAGCGUCGGCCGCCAGAACCAGGUUCUCAAGUCCUUUGGACGGGAUUUGCAGAACUUGGCGUCCAGGCUGGACGGCCAUGACACUCGCAGUACCGCCAGCAAGGUCACCGCAGACAAGCUAAAAUCCUCGCACGAGGUGCUCCGUGGAGAGGUUGAGCACCGCUUUGAAACGCUGGGUCAGCUUCUGCAGGACACACGGGCCGUUGCCGAUGCAGCCAGGCUGUCGCACCAGGCGGAGGCCGAACGCUGCACCGAGGAGCUGGGCGAACUGCAGCACGCGGCCAAGGCACAGGCAGCGCAGCAGGAGGAGCUGCAAAGCUGGCACACGACCUUGUCGCAGCAGCUGUUAGAGCUGCGCCAGCAGAGUCUUUCUGAGCUGAAGCUCUGCAUACAGCAUCAGCAGGAGGAGGCUCAGAGACGCGAAGAGCACGUGGAGGAGCAGCAGGCAGCAGUUGUGUCGGAGCUGCACCGAGACAUAGAGCAGCUCAGGUCGUGGGUCCAGGAGGAAGUUGCCCAGCGCGUAGACAACGCAGAGGGCACUGUGCGGUACUUCCAGGAUCACUUCGUUCGUGCGCAGAAACGCGGCAGCUGGUGGUGGUUGCGGUGGCGGAAGGAGCUGUCCGAGUCCACGUUCCACCGCAAGGUGACCUGGAGGGUGAGAAGCGUGACACCGCGUUUGAGACACGCGGUGGAGUCCAAGGGAGAAGUGCAAUGCUUCGUGUCCCCCGAGCUUCACUUCGCGGGCCAGCGCCUUGUUCUGGAACUUCAACUUCCAGCCGUAGAAGACUUGGAGGCUUUUCUGGCCGUCCAUGGCCCACCGCCAGCCGCCCCCCUGCCCGGGGUUUGUGCCGUCCGCAUCUGGGCCCGCCCAGGCAUCCGACUGGCCUGCCUUGUCGCACUCGGUGACAGCGCUGUCACCGGGGGCCGUGCCGCCGAGCACCUUUUCCCGGAGCCUGGCCCAGUUUCAGAUGAACUUGGGCGUGUUCCGUGGCAGAUUGCCCAUGUGGGCGAGUUCUUUCAAUCUUGGGAUCGGCGCACGGACUCUCUCACGGUCUCCCUCGAGGUCCUUGAGAUGCGCGUGCCGCCCCCCGAGAGGCCACUGUGGCUUCCCACAAACGUCGCCGAGGAGGCUUCGCCCUCUGCCAACGGCUUGCAUCCAGCUGACGAGCUGAGUUACACGAAUCAUCUGGCAGGGGAAGCACUGGUGCAGGAGCGGGUGUCCGCUGAUCUGCGGCGGCUUUGGUCCCUCGGCACUCGGCGCAUGGAGUGGACUUUGGAGGGCUGCAGCAGGCUUCUACAGCGAGCUCAGCCAGGCCACUUCGUUGAGAGCCCAUUCUUUGCUUGCGCUGGCCUCGAGGGCCUCUCGUUGCGGCUCUACCCGCGCGGUGCCGCCGUCGAGGCGGAUUCAGGUGCUGCACAGAGCUCGUUGAUGCUUCACUGCGAAGAGCGGGUGUCCCUGCGGGGCACCAUGUCUAUAGGUUCCAGAGCGAAGCAGUUUGAGUUCGUGGCCGACGAUCAUGGAGACUGGUCUGGGGCACAGAAGCUUGGCGUGCUCGAGCGGCAGGUUGACAGCAGUGACAAAGUGCUCAUCGCAGUCGAGAUCGCUGAGGUGGAUCGGGAGGAGGAUGGUGUUCCGUACUGCGUCUGCCUCCGCACACGCUCCGACAAUCCAGCGCCGGCUUUGGGCAUGCGCCAGGUCUCGGCCACCCGCCGGCGCACGCCUCAACCUUUCGAGUCGGUUUCGAGGUGUGUAUCGUCACCUUCUAUGUCACGCCCCGCAACUGCCGGGCGACUGGCGUUGCCUCGAUCAGCGGGUGCGGCCAUCGUGGCGCGGAGAGACGUGGGGGCCAUGAGCUGGCCCAGUCUCGCAGCGCCUUUAAGGCCUGAGUAG
Molecule: messenger RNA, 2085 nt
Organism: Symbiodinium sp. CCMP2456
Lineage: Eukaryota; Dinophyceae; Suessiales; Symbiodiniaceae
Source: the annotation of a GenBank genome assembly